Molecule: messenger RNA, 3375 nt
Organism: Perca flavescens (yellow perch)
Lineage: Eukaryota; Metazoa; Chordata; Actinopteri; Perciformes; Percidae
Product: NLR family CARD domain-containing protein 3-like
Exons: 8
Coding region: 16-3126 (1036 amino acids)
Molecular function (GO): protein binding
Source: RefSeq, a predicted model, not a curated record
CCGAGCUGUGUCUCCAUGAUGAGUGACCUGUCUAUGGAUCAUCCUAUUGGCUUUAAAGUUGGUCAAGGUGCUAUUGAUGAAAGAGUUCACCAGGGUAGCUCAGAGGGCCUCGGUGGUCAGUCUGCCCAGCAGCAGCAAACAGACCUGUACUCCAUAUUUAUGCUGUUGGAGGAAAGCAUCAUCACUUUUGUAAAGAAUGAGCUGAAGAAGUUUCAGAAGGUUCUGAGUCCAGAUUACCCAGAAUGUUUAGAGAGUCAGAGGCAGUAUGAAGUGUUGGACGGUGAGGAUGAAGAGCAGAAGAGGAGCAGCAGAGAGGCGUUUCUGAAGAUCCUACUGCACUUCUUGAGGAGAAUGAAGCAGGAGGGGCUGGCUGACCGUCUGCAGAACAAAACUUGUGUUGCAGUGUGCCCCCCUAAAUUCAAGUCCAACCUGGAAAAGAAGUUCCAGUGUGUGUUUGAGGGGAUUGCAAAAGCAGGAAAUCCAACUCUUCUGAAUAAUAUCUUCACGGCAAUCUAUAUCACAGAUGAAGGGGCUGCAGAGGUCAAUGAAGAACAUGAGGUCAGACAGAUUGAAACAGCAUCCAGAAAAUCAGACAGACCAGAAACAACAAUCAGACAAGAAAACAUCUUUAAAGCUCCACCUGGAAGAGAUGAACCAAUCAGAACAGUGAUGACAAAGGGAGUGGCUGGCAUUGGGAAAACAGUCUUAACACAGAAGUUCACUCUGGACUGGGCUGAAGGCAAAGCCAACCAGGACAUCCAGUUCAUAUUUCCAUUUACUUUCAGAGAGCUGAAUGUGCUGAAAGAGAAAAGGUACAGCUUGGUGGAACUUAUUCAUGACUUCUUUAGUGAAACCAAAGAAGCAGGAAUCUGCAGAUUUGAAGACUUCCAGGUUGUGUUAAUUUUUGACGGUCUGGAUGAGUGUCGACUUCCUCUGGACUUCCACAACACUGAUAUCCUGACUGAUGUUACAGAGUCCACCUCAGUGGAUGUGCUGCUGACAAACCUCAUCAGGGGGAAACUGCUUCCCUCUGCUCACCUCUGGAUAACCACACGACCUGCAGCAGCCAAUCAGAUCCCUGCUGACUGUGUUGACAUGGUGACAGAGAUCAGAGGGUUCACUGACCCACAGAAAGAGGAGUACUUCAGGAAGAGAUUCAGAGACAAGAAGCAGGCCAGCAGAAUCAUCUCCCUUGUCAAGACAUCAAGAAGCCUCCAAAUCAUGUGCCACAUCCCAGUCUUCUGCUGGAUCACUGCUACAGUUCUGGAGGAGGUGUUGGAAACCAGAAAGGGAGGAGAGCUCCCCAAGACCCUGACUGAGAUGUACAUCCAAUUCCUGGUCAUUCAGUCCAAACUGAAUAACAUCAUAUCUGGUGGAGGAGCUGGGCCCGAUUCAAACUGGAAUAAAAAGACAAAGAAGAUGAUUGAGUCUCUGGGAAAACUGGCUUUUGAGCAGCUGCAGAAAGGCAACUUGAUCUUCUAUGAAUCAGACCUGACAGAGUGUGGUAUUGAUAUCAGAGAAGCCUUGGUGUACUCAGAAGUGUUCACACAGAUCUUUAAAGAAGAGAGAGGACUGUAUCAGGACAAGGUGUUCUGCUUUGUCCAUCUGAGUGUUCAGGAGUUUCUGGCUGCUCUUCAUGUCCAUCAGACAUUCAUCAACUCUGGAGUCAACAUGCUGUCAGGAGAACAAACAACCUCCUGUCUUACUAAAGUCCUCAGAGUCAAACCUAAAGUAAAACGUCUCCAUCAGAGUGCUGUGGACAAGGCCUUACAGAGUCCAAAUGGACACCUGGACUUGUUCCUCCGCUUCCUCCUGGGUCUUUCACUGCAGACCAAUCAGAAACACCUACAAUGUCUGAUGAAAUAUGCAGGAAGUAGCUCACAGACCUAUCAGGAAACAGUUGAGUACAUCAAGAUGAAGAUCAGUGAGAAUCUGUCUGCAGAGAGAAGCAUAAAUCUGUUCCACUGUCUGAAUGAACUGAAUGAUGGUUCUCUAGUGGAGGAGAUCCAACAGUCCCUGAGUUCAGGAAGUCUCUCCACAGAUGAACUGUCUCCUGCUCAGUGGUCAGCUCUGGUCUUCAGUUUACUUUCAUCCGAAAACAUUCUGGACGUGUUUGACCUGAAGAAAUACUCUGCUUCAGAAGAGGCUCUUCUGAGGCUGCUGCCAGUGGUCAAAGCCUCCAACAAAGCUCUACUGAGUGGCUGUGACCUCUUAGAGAGAGGCUGUGAAGCUCUGUCCUCCGUUUUCAGCUCCCAGUCCUCUAGGCUGAGAGAGCUGGACCUGAGUAACAGCAACCUACAGGAUUCAGGAGUAGAGCUGGUGUCUCCUGGAUUGAAGAGUCCACACUGCAGACUGGAAACUCUCAGAAUGAGUGGCUGUAACCUGUCAGAGAGAAGCUGUGAAGCUCUGUCCUCAGUUCUCAGCUCCCAGUCCUCUAGUCUGAGAGAGCUGGACCUGAGUAACAAUGACCUACAGGAUUCAGGAGUGGAGCUGGCGUCUCCUGGACUGAAUAGUCCACACUGCAGACUGGAAACUCUCAGGGUGGACCAUUGUGGACCGCAAAGACUGAGACCUGGUCUGAGGAAGUAUGUCUGUGAUCUGGAAGUGGACACAAACACAGUAAACGGAUACCUCAAACUGUCUGACAACAACAUGAAGGUGACAAAUGUGGAGGAGGAGGAUCAGUCAUAUCCUGAUCAUCCAGACAGAUUUGACCACUGGCCUCAGCUGCUGUGUAGAAAUGGUUUGACUGGUCGCUGUUACUGGGAGGUCGAGAGGAGAGGAAAGGUUUAUAUAGCAGUGAGUUACAGAGGAAUCAGCAGGAGAGGAGACAGUGAAGAAUGUUUGUUAGGAUGGAAUGAUCAUUCCUGGAGACUGCACUGCUCUGAUGAACAUGGUUCCUCUUUCAUGCACAAUAAGAGAAAAACAUGCAUCACCUCCUCCUCGGUCUCUGACAGAGUAGCAGUGUAUGUGGACGUUACUGCUGGCUCUCUGUCCUUCUACACCGUCUCCUCUGACUCACUGAUCCACCUCUACACCUUCAACACCACAUUCACUGAACCUCUUUAUGCUGGGUUUGGGUUCUGGUCUGGUUCCUCAGUGUCUCUGUGUCCUCUGCAGGACUGAGAGUCUCUCCUGUGGACAGAAACACUGACUGAAGAUCAGCUGCUAAAAUCAAAGUUCAGUCUGUUCACCAUCACACAUGUAUAUGUAACAUCUAAAAAAUAAUCAACUGUUAUUGGUUACUAUUAUGUCCUUUUUUUAUUUUUAAUCAUAUUGUAAUAUAUUCAAAAUUUGGAAAACAAAUGUUUCUAUAAACAAUCAUCAUAUAGUCUAAAGUUUCUAAAUGCUUUUAAUAAAAUCUAUACGUUUCAU